Molecule: messenger RNA, 1184 nt
Organism: Callorhinchus milii (elephant shark)
Lineage: Eukaryota; Metazoa; Chordata; Chondrichthyes; Chimaeriformes; Callorhinchidae
Product: troponin I, slow skeletal muscle
Exons: 9
Coding region: 229-798 (189 amino acids)
Biological process (GO): muscle contraction
Cellular component (GO): troponin complex
Source: RefSeq, a predicted model, not a curated record
CCUUGGCUGGUCAACUGAAUGGAACAUUUCACAUUUUGUAUGCGGGAUGACAAGCAGGCUGAAUGAGGGAGAGGGAGCUGCUAUUUUUAUUGACCAGUUGAGUGCAGCCCUCCAACCUGACAAGGAUUAAAUACACUUAGCUCUUUCCAUUCUUCCCGAGUCUCCCUUUUGUCAUCCACUCGUGUGCUUCAUCUACAGUCAGUGGGAAGGUUUCGCUCCACCAUCAAAAUGCCUGAUCAUCCUUCAGAGAGAAAAUCGAAGAUCACAGCUUCCCGCAAGCUCAUGCUUAAGAGCUUGAUGCUCGCUAACGCACAAGAACAACUAGCUCAAGAAACAGAGGAAAAGGAAGAAGAGAAGCAAAGGGUUCUGGAAGAGCGCAUGACCCCGUUGAGAAUAACUGGCCUCUCCUUCAGCCAGCUCCAGGAACUGUGCCGGGAACUUCAUGAGAAAAUCGACAUUGUGGACGAGGAGAGAUAUGAUAUUGAAGCCAAAGUGACACACAAUAAGAGGGAGAUCCAGGAUCUGAACCUGAAAGUGUUUGAUCUCAGAGGGAAGUUUAAAAGACCCAAUCUGCGUCGAGUGCGUGUCUCUGCUGAUGCCAUGCUCCGAGCUCUGCUGGGAUCGAAACACAAAGUAUCCAUGGAUCUCAGAGCCAACCUGAAGUCUGUCAAAAAGGAGGACUCGGAAAAGGAACGUCCGGUUGGAGUUGGUGACUGGCGUAAAAACGUGGAGGCAAUGUCUGGAAUGGAAGGCAGAAAGAAAAUGUUUGAUGCUGCCAAAACAGGUUCUGCUCAAUGAUUUUGUACCAGAUUACCUCGAGACGCCCCUACUUUCUUCAUCCUUACACGCUUGCGUUUCUGCUUUUGAGGAUGAUAAGAAUUGACAGAAACUCGAUUCACAAAGAACAGAAGCCAGUGACGGAUAUUGAUCUCAACCUGAACACGUCGCUGAAAUCUACAAUCUCCAUUUAAGAUCACUUAAAGCAAAGCCAAACCCAUUUAAGCGUUUUACAGGCCUGUGGAUGAUGACGUGAAUAUCCAGGCUCACACUUCGAAUCGGUCGAUCCGUUUAACUGGCUGACAUUUGAUAAAGGCAAUAAGCUCUCUGCGUUGAUCUGCUGAUGUUUUUUUUUUGUAGCAGCGUGUGAAAUAAAUCAGUAAAUAGCAAUGGGAAGUUCUUGGGAA